Messenger RNA from Megachile rotundata (alfalfa leafcutting bee), 1244 nucleotides. RefSeq lists its product as uncharacterized. The record is from RefSeq and is a predicted model, not a curated record. NCBI's taxonomy places the organism in Eukaryota, Metazoa, Arthropoda, Insecta, Hymenoptera, Megachilidae.
AGUUUAGAACUUGAAAAUUAAAAAAAUUAAAAAUACAAGAGUUUAAUAAUCUAAAUAUCAUUUGAAGGAUCUAGACAUUUCGAAAACAGGAAAGUUCAAGAAUCUGGCAAAUAAACAGUUUCAUUUACUUAACCGGAGUAUACUUAACCGGUAAAAAAAUGUCCAAGUACGCCGCGUCCAACGGAAUCGUUCGUUGCACUCGAGUUUGCCUACGACAUUAGCUUCGAGUUCUACUAUUUUGCCCACGCAGUGGAGAAUUAGUAGUUAGAAGUCGCCGACAAUGGUGACGAACGAUAAAAGUUCGGAUAGCAGCGUGUGCCGUACGUGCCAUGCGGCGUGACACCGAUGGCCGCAGAGUCACGUGGAACCGAUAUAGGUACAGCUUCUACGUGGAGAGGAGCCGCGUACGCACAAGCGCAAAACUGCAUAGAAACAGAGCAAUAUAAAACGAACAGGCGAAACGAGGAGAGAGAAAGAACGUCUUGCGCGGUGGGGACAGCAGAGGAUGACCUAGAGCGAGAAAGGGGAGAUUCGAACGAGACAGACUGCGUGGACAAUGCCAGGAGAACAGCGGGAAGAAUCGAGGGGAACAACUGCCCAGAUGAAAUGCACCAGACAGAAAAUAUUAGAUGGAACUGUGAUGGACAAGAUCAACUACCCGCCGAAGAGAUCACGAGGGCAACCGCGUGCAUGGUGCGUGCAACGAUGAAGAGAGGAAAAAAUAAUUUUCAGCCAGUGAACAGCGGAGACCGAAAAGAGAAAAAGAAGAUAAAAAGGAAAGGAGGAAAAGAAAUAUGAUACUCUGGUUUUGCACGUACGAUGGAAACGAUACGCGUAUGCCGUGCUCAUAUGGGAAAGGAACAAACAGAUCGUGCAGUAAGUAAAUAAAAAGAGAAACAUGCGCAGAUCGACCGAAAGCGUAUAGCGAGAAAGAGACAGAGUAUGUGAGUGGUUUGAAGAGAGAGGAGCGGAAGAGAGAAGUUACAGAAAGAAGAGAAAAAGACGGACAUAGAAAGAGUACACGAAGACUGCAGGGUCGCGAGGGAAAGGCCAAAAAACUGGUGGUAAGGUUGCAGUCGAAUCACGAAAAAGGGAAAAAAGGUGUAGGCGACCUUCGCAGGGACGCGUAUGCAUGUGAAUCUUUCUGGUAGCAAAUUAAUUUUAUCGGUUCAUUUUUUACUUAUUUUAAAUGGGAAGAAGAAUAUAGUAGUGAAAUCGCUAUAUGGACGUGAUUGUGGGAAAAG